AUGGAAGGUCUUAAUCAGUACUUGGGUUGUUUUAUUGAUCAUAUUGAUAAUCGUGAUUUUGAAAUAUUUAUUGGUGAUUAUCAACAUUUAACUUCUAUACAAUGUAUUUUUGCUUGUCAAAAGCAAAAUUAUCGCUAUGCAGCUAUACAAAAUGGUAAUGAAUGUCGUUGCGGAAAUGAUUAUGGCAAAUAUGGUCAAGUAUUGGAUGAUGAAUGUAAUUAUUCGUGUGUAACAUCUGAGAAGUGUGGUGGUAAUAAGCGAAAUAGUGUUUACAAUGUUAAUAAUUCAAUUGAUAUGUCUAAAACAGAUUUGCCAUGUCUGAAUACUAUGGUUGGUUAUCAAGGUUGUUUUGAUAGUGUAAUUUAUUUAUGUCAUUGUGGAAAUGAAUUAAAUUUACCCUCUGUGAAUUCAGUUGUAUGUAAUAUUCCAUGUAAUAGGAGUGUAAAUGCUAUGACAAUUGAUUGCUGUGGUGGUCUUCAUACAUUCAGUGUUUAUAAUACUAAAAAUUAUCGUUAG
Rotaria sp. Silwood1 is the source of this 516-nucleotide messenger RNA. Lineage: Eukaryota; Metazoa; Rotifera; Eurotatoria; Philodinida; Philodinidae. The record is from the annotation of a GenBank genome assembly.